This is a messenger RNA of Parnassius apollo (apollo), 807 nucleotides long. NCBI's taxonomy places the organism in Eukaryota, Metazoa, Arthropoda, Insecta, Lepidoptera, Papilionidae. The record is from the annotation of a GenBank genome assembly.
AUGAUGAUAACAAUUAGGAAGGAAGUUAGUGAUCAAAUAGCCAAACUAAAAUCCGAGUUCACCGUAACGACAGAUUUUCUUGCGAAGGAGCAAAGAGACGUAAAAGCUGAAAUUAAGACGUUGUCAGACAAGGUCCGCAAGUUUGAAGAUGAAAAGACGCAACUACAAUCCGAAUUAUCCCAAAUGAAUAAAACUCUGCAGGUCUUAGAAAAAGAAAAUCACAACAACAAAUCCUCAAGAAACUGCAACAUUGAAAACCAGUCGGAACUGGAUAAUGCUGCUUCUGUUACGCAGGAAUACGGAGAGCAAAUUAAUGCUAUUGAAGAAACCGCUCUUGUCACGCAGCAUGUCAAUGAUAAUACUACAGUAACGCAAAGGCCAUGGUCACAAAAGCGAAAAAAUACACAGCGCCAAUCUCCCCAACAAACUUCACAAUUUGAAAAAGAAUUGUUAGUUUUGUUAAGCAAACAGACCCCUGACCUCAGUAGUGAUGACCUGGCUUUCUUUUCUUCGUUGGGCCCAAUUUUGAAUAGUUUUGAUCUUUAUCAAAAGUUGGAGUUUCGUACAAGAGUCUUAAAAGUAGCUAAGGAUAUUCAAAAUAUGUACCAAACACCUAGCAGUAUAUUAACGUCAAUAGAAAAUGUCACUUCUCCUGAUGAAUAUAGGCCCCAUACGAGUACAUUGCAGACACCAAACGACUACCAGACCGAAACGGCAGGAUAUCAAACACAAAUGGCAGGGUAUCAGACACAAACAGGAUAUCAGACAACCAAUAAUUCUGUGUGUGAUGAUAAUGAACAUCAAUAA